CAGAGCGGAGCCGCUCGCUGGGCGCCGUCUGCGGGCACGGGAAAGGGACGCUCUUAUGGGCAUGAAACAUUCGUCCCGCUGCCUGCUCCUCCGGAGGAAAAUGGCGGAGAACGCCACCGAGAACGCCGAGGUGUACAGCGGCGCCCCCAAACCUCUCCAGCCUGUCGCCAUGACGAAUCCUGUCCCGCCUGCCAUUCAAACUCCGUUGGCGCCAAGUUGUCCCGGCCGAGGCAAGCUGGCGAAACUCCUGAAUCCGGAAGAAAUGACGUCGAGGGAUUAUUACUUCGAUUCGUACGCUCACUUUGGAAUCCAUGAGGAAAUGCUGAAGGACGAGGUGCGCACGUUAACCUACCGAAAUUCCAUAUAUCACAAUAAGCACGUCUUUAAGGAGAAGGUUGUGCUGGAUGUCGGGAGCGGCACGGGCAUCCUUUCCAUGUUCGCUGCCAAGGCGGGAGCCAAGAAAGUCUAUGGGAUUGAAUGCUCCAGUAUAUCUGACUACUCUGAAAAGAUUAUCAAAUCCAACCACUUGGAUCACAUCAUCACAAUAUUUAAGGGCAAAGUGGAAGAAAUUGAAUUGCCUGUGGACAAAGUAGAUAUCAUAAUCAGUGAAUGGAUGGGCUACUCCCUUUUCUAUGAGUCCAUGCUUAACACGGUCAUCUUUGCUCGGGACAAGUGGCUGAAACCAGGAGGGCUUAUGUUUCCAGACCGAGCGGCUUUGUACAUGGUAGCCAUCGAAGAUCGACAGUACAAGGAUUUCAAAAUCCAUUGGUGGGAGAACGUCUAUGGCUUCGACAUGACCUGUAUCCGAGACGUGGCCAUGAAGGAGCCUUUGGUGGACAUCGUUGACCCAAAGCAAGUGGUGACCAAUGCUUGUUUAAUAAAGGAUGUUGAUCUUUACAUCGUAAAGACGGAAGACCUGGCCUUCACCUCUGCGUUUUGCCUCCAGAUCCAACGCAAUGAUUACAUCCAUGCCUUGGUCACCUAUUUUAAUAUAGAAUUUACAAAGUGCCAUAAGAAGAUUGGGUUUUCUACAGCUCCAGACGCGCCUUACACUCAUUGGAAGCAAACUGUAUUUUACCUGGAGGAUUAUCUAACUGUCCGAAGAGGGGAAGAAAUCUAUGGAACCAUUUCCAUGAAACCAAAUGAAAAAAAUGAGCGUGACCUGGACUUCACGGUGGAGUUGGAUUUUAAAGGGCAGCUUUGCGAAACCUCCGUAUCUAAUGACUAUAGGAUGCGCUAACGAGCAGCUGCCUUCGAAACCACAAAAAGGAGAAGUGCGGUUCUGGAUUUUGACCCAAAAUAAAUGCGGUUCUGGAUUUGACAGCAUUCGGAGGGGUGAGCUUUAUCAGUAGCAAAACUCUCGCCGCCCGGACGUUUUCUCUGGAUCUGGAAUUUUCUCAUCUCCUCACCCUGCCAAGACCGUCCAAGGAGUUGCACAACUUUACUUUAAAGGAUUGUGUAUACAUAUCACUUUUACAGGCACCCUGGUAUUGUGCCGCCUUGUAUCCCGACACCUUUAAGGGGGCAACCAAAUUGAGAAAACCGGUACCAUCUUGUUAGUUUUACCAUUUCUUUUUUCGUUUUGUUUUUAAAAAACAAACCUGCGUACAAAUAAUAUUCAUGUACUUGUAUUAUAUAUUUUUUUUUGCAAGCUUUCGUGGCUCUUUUUUUUAAAAAUACGGCCCUGGGGAUACGACCAAUUCCUAAAUUUGUCUUAGGAAAUGGCCUCCUCUUUUACCUCCUACAGGUAGUCCUUGAAUUUAGCAGCACAAUUGAGCCCAGAAUUCCUGUUGCUAAGUGAGACGUUUGUUCGGUGCCCUGGUUCAAUUAGUAAUCUGGUCGUUAAAUGAAUCUGGCUUCCCCCAUGGACACUGCUUGCCCGAAGGUCGCAAAAGGGGGUCACAUGACCCCGGGAUAUUGCAACCGUCAUAAAUACGAGUCAGUUGCCAAGUAUUGUCUGAAUUUUGAUUGUAUGACCAUGGGGAUGCUCCAACGGUCGUAAGUGUGAAAAAUGGGACACGAGUCACUUUUUUUCAGUGGCGUUGUAACUUCGGUCACUAAAUGAACUGUUGUUAAGCCGAGGACUACCUGUAUUUAAUUGUGACACUCGAUGGAAUUGCCAAAACGGAAGUGUGGAGUUUCAUUAUUUUGGGGCAGGACGUAAAAUAUGGUGACGUACCCUCCCAAAAUAAGCUUAACACGCCUUUAAAGAAAAUCUUGACAUCCCCCUCCUCAAAACAAAAGAGAAAAAGAAGACAACACACACACAGCAGAUCCAGUGUGACCUGAAGUUGUGGGUCUCUGGCACCACAAUGACACCCGCUUUGGAUACCGCAGGAUCUCCAGUCUGUUUCGGAACAAAUACGAAAGGGAGGAUGCAAACAGAAAAAUAAAAUUGGGAAGUCUUUGGUGCUCUCUACGCUUGGUCAUUCAUUUUCAGAUGUUCGGGUUACCUGACCAGGUAACGUUUUCAGUGCUAGAGAAUAAAGUUUCUUCUUGCAAUAGCC
Molecule: messenger RNA, 2507 nt
Organism: Pantherophis guttatus
Lineage: Eukaryota; Metazoa; Chordata; Lepidosauria; Squamata; Colubridae
Gene: PRMT8
Product: protein arginine methyltransferase 8
Biological process (GO): peptidyl-arginine methylation, to asymmetrical-dimethyl arginine; chromatin remodeling
Cellular component (GO): plasma membrane
Molecular function (GO): protein-arginine omega-N monomethyltransferase activity; histone methyltransferase activity; protein-arginine omega-N asymmetric methyltransferase activity
Source: RefSeq, a predicted model, not a curated record